AUGGCGAAAAGAGAUGUAGCGAGGUACUGCUUGCAAGUUUCAGAACACGGCAAUGGCGAAAAGAGAUUUUUACGUAUUUUGCUCGCGCUGGCAUUGCUGGAGCCGGCGACGGCCGCCGGCCUGAAGUUCACCAGCUCGGAGAAAGUUGUGAGGCAGCUUUACAAGCGCUGGUGCAAGCACUUUAAAGUAGCGCGCAAGCAAGAAGAGAAGGUCCACCGCUUCGCCAACUUCAACCAGACGGUGCACCGCGUCGCGUCCAGUACUGUUCGAGUUGCAGACGAGCCUCUGCGACUCAACGGUUUCGCGGACGCGAUAUGGGCAGAACUUGAAGCGUGCAGGUGUCGCAUGACUCCGGAGGGACGCCGCAACCUCGCACUUGUGCCCAUCAAAAGGCACGGCGGCGACGGGAACCUCACGCUCCCGGUCAACAUCGACUGGCGUAACACGACAUGCCAAGGCCAGCCGUGCCUAGGUCCAGUCAGGAACCAGUGGUUCUGCAGCUCCUGCUGGGCGUUCGCCGCGACGGCAGCGAUCGAGAGCCACCUCGCCAUCAGGGGUGGCCAUGAUAGUGCAGCUUUUGCAGCAGGAGCUAGUUGA
Messenger RNA from Panicum hallii, 597 nucleotides. RefSeq names its product KDEL-tailed cysteine endopeptidase CEP1-like. The transcript has 2 exons. The record is from RefSeq and is a predicted model, not a curated record. Gene Ontology annotation, biological process: proteolysis. Lineage: Eukaryota; Viridiplantae; Streptophyta; Magnoliopsida; Poales; Poaceae. Bases 1 to 597 code for a protein of 198 amino acids. Gene Ontology annotation, molecular function: cysteine-type peptidase activity.